CACUUAAAAGCGACUCUUUCUAUGCUUAUACGUGUCGUUUAUUUAAUUCUCAUUCUUCCAAAUAGAUUUUGUACUAUUUAUCAAAAAAAUUGAAAAUUGAUGAUUUAUUUAUUAUCACUUUGGGUUUCUUUUGUAAGAAUAUCUGUUUGAAUAUGGAAACAUAAUAAGUUUUUGUUUCAUUUUUGAGUCAUUCAGAUGGUUGUGUUAUGUUUUUGAAACAAAGUGUCUUUUUUCUCUCUGGGUUUUAGUUGGGCUUUUUACCUUUCUUGAUUUGGAUUUUGUUUUUCUUUGAAAAGAGAAAAAAGUCAUUCACUUUUUCUUUUAUUCAUUCUUUAUUUGCUUUGCCUUUUGCUUUUUGCUUUUGUUGGACUAUUGAUUUGUUAUAUUGUCGUUUUCUAUUUGGGAUUGGGUAUCUUAAAGUUUCAUUUCUGCUGUGAUUUUUGGUUCUUUUUGGUCUGGUUUGGUUUGGUUUGGUAGAUUUUUGAAAUUGAAUUUUGCAAUGGAGGAGAGGUAUGAGCCAUUGAAGGAGCUUGGUUCUGGGAAUUUUGGUGUGGCCAGACUGGUCAGAGAUAAGAAGAGUAAGGAGCUUGUUGCAGUUAAAUACAUAGAAAGGGGAAAAAAGAUUGAUGAGAAUGUACAAAGAGAAAUCAUAAACCAUAGGUCCUUGAGGCAUCCUAACAUUGUCAGAUUCAAGGAGGUUUGCUUGACUCCAACACACCUAGCCAUUGUGAUGGAAUAUGCAGCUGGUGGCGAACUUUUCGAAAGGAUAUGCAGUGCUGGAAGAUUUAGUGAAGAUGAGGCAAGGUUUUUCUUCCAGCAGCUACUUUCUGGAGUCAGUUACUGUCAUUCAAUGCAAAUUUGCCAUAGGGAUCUGAAGCUCGAAAACACGCUGCUGGAUGGAAGUCCAACACCUCGUCUUAAAAUAUGCGAUUUUGGUUACUCCAAGUCUGCCUUGUUGCACUCUCAACCUAAAUCCACUGUCGGAACACCUGCUUACAUCGCGCCUGAAGUUUUGUCUCGAAAAGAAUAUGAUGGAAAGAUUGCAGAUGUUUGGUCCUGCGGUGUGACGUUAUAUGUGAUGUUGGUUGGAGCUUAUCCCUUUGAAGAUCCCGAAGAUCCAAGAAAUUUUCGAAAGACAAUCGGGAGAAUCAUGAGUGUCCAAUACUCAAUACCAGAUUAUGUUAGAGUAUCUGCAGAAUGCAAACACCUUCUUUCUCGUAUAUUCGUUGCGAAUCCCGCCAAGAGGAUUACAAUCCCGGAAAUCAAACAACACCCUUGGUUCCUGAAAAACUUGCCAAAGGAACUAGUUGAAGUGGAAAAGACCAAUCAGGCGAAAUCGGAAACAGACCAAAACACACAGAGCGUUGAAGAGAUAAUGCGAAUCAUACAAGAGGCAAAGACGCCAGGAGAAGGGUCCAAAGCUACAACUGGUCUAGGCGCCACAGCAUCGACAUCAGACCCUGAUGAUGAGUCCGAAAUUGAUGUCAGUGGUGAUUACCUUGAAUCUGUUUAAAGGGAGGUCAAACAAUAUGAUGAUGAUCAUCAUCAUGAACUUUAUAGUUUUUUUUUUUUGUGUAUGUAAUUUUGAGUUUGAUUUACCCAUAAAAACUUGAAUUUGGGAGUCAGGAGGAAGAGAGGGUUGGUUGUGACUUGUGAGAUUGUACAGUUAUAUAAAUGAUUAUUAUUGCUACUUACUAUGCAUCAAACAUGUGUAAAAGCUAUAGAGUCUUCAAAACCGAUAUUAUUAUGGGGUUUCUUAUGUUAUAAACUCACUUUUGCUCUUA
This is a messenger RNA of Cannabis sativa, 1784 nucleotides long. RefSeq names its product serine/threonine-protein kinase SAPK3. The coding region runs from base 500 to 1513 and encodes 337 amino acids. Gene Ontology annotation, molecular function: ATP binding; protein serine/threonine kinase activity. Lineage: Eukaryota; Viridiplantae; Streptophyta; Magnoliopsida; Rosales; Cannabaceae. Gene Ontology annotation, biological process: protein phosphorylation; intracellular signal transduction. The transcript has 9 exons. The record is from RefSeq and is a predicted model, not a curated record.